CCGGGUCCCUGAGUCCCCGGCGUGGUCCGGACCUGGGGCGGCUGCAGGAAUUCCCGGGCUGGAGACUGCAGGGACGCAGACCGAGAGAGGAGUUGAUUGACAGAUGCUUGCCAGAAACCCCCAUUCUCCUUUUCAAAGACAAUAUAUGAUGGAUUGCGAUCUCCCAGCGCAGCGGGACACGGGGACCAUGCAAGCUGUAAUUGGUCAGGAUCCAAUGAUAGCUGGACAAGUCAGUAAGCCCUUGCUGUCAGCGCAGAGUGAAAUGAAUGCGGAGUUGAGAGGUGAAGACAAGGCUGCUACUUCAGACAGCGAGCUGAAUGAGUCCCUGCUUGCGCCUGUGGAAUCAAAUGACAACGAGGACACUCCCAGCAAGCUCUUCGGGGCCAGAGGCAACGCAACACUGUCAGAUCCAGGCUCUCCUGAGCAACACCCAGCCAGUCAGACCCACCCUCCAUUUCCGGUUGGGCCGCAGCCACUUCUGACGGCCCAGCAGCUAGCCUCUGCUGUGGCUGGUGUGAUGCCUGGAGGCCCCCCAGCCCUCAACCAGCCCAUCCUUAUACCCUUCAACAUGGCCGGACAGCUCGGGGGCCAGCAGGGACUGGUCCUCACACUGCCCACGGCAAAUCUUACCAACAUCCAAGGACUGGUAGCAGCAGCUGCAGCUGGAGGCAUUAUGACUCUGCCAUUGCAAAAUCUACAAGCUACCUCAUCCCUGAACUCCCAACUGCAACAGCUGCAGCAGCUCCAACAACUCCAGCAGCAACAGCAGCAGCAACAUCAGCAGCAGCAGCAGCAACAGCAACAGCAGCAGCAACAGCAGCCGCCCCCUGCACCACCGACCAACCAGCAGCCCCAGCAGUCCCAGCCCACCCCACAGGCCCCCCAACCACUACCCACCUCCCAGCCUUCAGCAGCUCCUGCACCCCAGCUGCUACAGGCCCCGCAGCCUCAGCAGCAGCACCAGCCCCACUCUCACCCCCAGAACCAGAGCCAGUCAUCGCCAACCCAACAGAGCUCCAGCCCCCCUCAGAAACCCAGCCAGUCUCCAGGCCAUGGCCUUCCAUCUCCGCUCACGCCUCCCACCCCUCUGCAGCUGGUUAAUAAUCCUCUAGCAAGUCAGGCCGCAGCGGCUGCAGCCAUGGGCUCCCUAGCAAGCUCACAGGCCUUUGGCAAUGCCCUCUCCAGCCUUCAGGGGGUCACGGGUCAACUAGUUACUAAUGCACAAGGACAGAUUAUUGGGACCAUUCCACUGAUGCCUAAUCCAGGGCCUUCAAGCCAAGCAACAAGCGGCACUCAGGGCCUUCAAGUGCAGCCUAUCACCCCCCAGCUCCUGACAAAUGCCCAGGGCCAGAUCAUCGCCACCGUCAUCGGGAACCAGAUCCUGCCUGUGAUCAACACCCAGGGCAUCACACUCUCCCCCAUCAAGCCAGGCCAGCAGCUCCACCAACCCUCCCAGACGUCAGUGGGUCAAGGAGCCUCCCAAGGGACCCUUCUGCACCUGGCUCACAGCCAAGCAUCCAUGUCUCAAAGUCCCGUCCGACAGCCUUCCUCCUCUUCCUCCUCAUCCUCCUCUUCUUCAGCUUUGAGCGUGGGCCAGUUAGUCAGCAAUCCUCAAACUGCAGCGGGUGAGGUGGAUGGGGUUAAUCUGGAGGAGAUCCGAGAAUUUGCCAAAGCUUUUAAAAUCCGGCGCCUGUCCCUUGGCCUGACCCAGACUCAGGUGGGACAAGCUCUCAGUGCCACAGAGGGCCCCGCAUACAGCCAGUCGGCCAUCUGCAGACACACCAUCCUGAGAAGCCACUUUUUCCUACCACAGGAAGCCCAAGAGAACACUAUAGCUAGCAGUCUCACAGCCAAACUGAACCCUGGCCUUUUGUAUCCUGCCAGGUUUGAAAAGCUGGACAUCACCCCUAAAAGUGCCCAGAAGAUCAAGCCGGUGCUUGAGCGGUGGAUGGCUGAGGCUGAGGCCCGCCAUCGAGCCGGGAUGCAGAACCUCACCGAGUUUAUUGGGAGUGAACCGUCCAAAAAGCGCAAGCGGCGCACCUCCUUCACACCCCAGGCCCUUGAGAUCCUCAAUGCCCACUUUGAGAAGAACACACACCCCUCUGGGCAGGAAAUGACCGAAAUUGCUGAGAAGCUGAACUAUGACCGGGAAGUAGUUAGAGUUUGGUUCUGCAAUAAGAGGCAAGCCCUGAAGAAUACAAUCAAACGCUUAAAACAGCACGAGCCAGCCACCGCAGUCCCGCUAGAGCCCUUAACAGACUCUCUGGAAGAAAACUCCUAAAGAGAGGCCCAUGCAUAUCAGAAGUGAAAUCCACAGAAACGAAAUUCCACCCUCGGGGACUCCGCCCAAACAGAAAGAAAGAAAAAGGAAAGAAAAUUAAAUUUAAAAACACCCCCAGUGAUCAUCACCCUUGUAUGUAAAAGACUAAGCAAAACACCAAAUGGACAGAACGGUUUCUACAUGUCCGUUGGUUUUCCAACAAGAAAAAAAAAAAAUACAAGAAAUUUUUUGGGAAAUUUUUAAACAAGGAAUACACCCCGCAGAAGGUGCGCGUGGUAGGAUAGUUCCCUCCCCACACCUGUCUCCCCAAAGCCAGUUUUUUUAAAAGAAAACCAAAUAACCACAUACUUUUUUCUGUAUAUUAUGAAAAUGUGAACA
Chinchilla lanigera (long-tailed chinchilla) is the source of this 2659-nucleotide messenger RNA. It is a transcript of the gene Pou6f2, whose product is annotated as POU class 6 homeobox 2. Bases 104 to 2281 code for a protein of 725 amino acids. Gene Ontology annotation, biological process: regulation of transcription by RNA polymerase II. Gene Ontology annotation, molecular function: DNA-binding transcription factor activity, RNA polymerase II-specific; RNA polymerase II cis-regulatory region sequence-specific DNA binding. The record is from RefSeq and is a predicted model, not a curated record. NCBI's taxonomy places the organism in Eukaryota, Metazoa, Chordata, Mammalia, Rodentia, Chinchillidae. The transcript is spliced from 11 exons.